Trypanosoma cruzi is the source of this 697-nucleotide messenger RNA. RefSeq lists its product as uncharacterized. NCBI's taxonomy places the organism in Eukaryota, Euglenozoa, Kinetoplastea, Trypanosomatida, Trypanosomatidae. The annotation marks the transcript as partial. The record is from RefSeq and is a predicted model, not a curated record. The transcript has a single exon.
AUGAGGCCAAAGGAGACGGAGGAGAACAGGCAGGAUUGCGGUGCCGCAGCCUCGCGGGUGCCUGCACGCCGAAUGCGGGUGGUGAAAGGGCCUGGCGUUGCGGUGCGAGCCCCACCGGGGACAAAGUAUCUUGUCUACGGCCUUAUGGUCCUCUCGGGUAAUUCCCCUCAUAAAAAUGUGUCUACCACUGAAAAGCGUGCCGUUUACAUGUGUGACACGGAUGUUGAAGAGGAGACAGCCGACAGGACCUCAAUAACCCCAGUUUCUACUGCGACUGGUGCUAGUAACGGUAUGACUAGUCUACGUGAGUAUAAUCGCAUGAUGAAUAUGUUGGUGUCACUGCCGUUGGGCGAUUCGCCAGAGGAGCGAUCAACGGUGCGGGGAUACACGUGGGGAGGAAACGUACCAAACCAUGUACGCCCACAUUUAUGGCGUUUACUGUGCGGUUACAUACCAUGUGGCCCGCCCUCCUUCUCCCGACAACAGGCAGAACUGCGCCGCAAGCGUGAGGAGUAUGAUAACUUUGUUUCUAAAUACUACAAAAUUACGAUCACUGACUUUAUGCAACCGAAUACGUUGCAAGAUUUGGGCACACGCUCUGGAAGGCGGGGCGUUGGAACAAACUCAAAAUUAGUUGGUGCCUCUGUGGGAACGAUGGCCAUGACAACGCCGAUGGGUACCUCUACAGAGCUGAUGG